Molecule: messenger RNA, 3539 nt
Organism: Oryzias melastigma (Indian medaka)
Lineage: Eukaryota; Metazoa; Chordata; Actinopteri; Beloniformes; Adrianichthyidae
Exons: 3
Coding region: 41-3517 (1158 amino acids)
Biological process (GO): DNA integration
Molecular function (GO): nucleic acid binding
Source: RefSeq, a predicted model, not a curated record
CAGCAUUCAAAACACCUGCUGGACUAUUCAGUUUACAGUAAUGCCCUUCGGUCUGCAUGGAGCACCAGCCACGUUCCAAAGGCUGAUGGACAAGGUGUUGCAGGGAUGUGACCACUGCAGUGCAGCCUAUCUGGAUGACGUGGUGGUCUUCAGUAACACCUGGGAGGAACACCUUCAACACCUGUCUCUUGUCCUUGGGAGGAUACAAGAUGCUGGUCUGACCUUGAAUGUCGCCAAAUGUGAGUGGGCCCAGAGAGAAAGCUGCUACCUGGGGUACCUACUGGGAGGUGGUGAGGUGCGUCCACAAGUGGAUAAGGUGGAAGCAAUCCGCAACUGCCCUCGACCACGCACCAAGAAGGAGGUACGAUCCUUCCUAGGACUAGCAGGCUGGUACCGGCGGUUUGUUCAUCAAUUUGCCACUAUAGCCGCUCCCCUCACGGCCUUAACAGAAAAAAGGCAGAAGAAUCCGAUAAUAUGGACAGAUGAAUGUGAACUAGCCUUUAAAACAUUAAAAGCUAAGCUAUGUUCUUCCCCUGUCCUCAAGAGUCCUGAUUUCACCAAAAGGUUCCUGGUCCAAGUGGACGCAUCUGCAGUUGGGCUCGGUGCAGUUCUGGCCCAAGGAAACCCAGGGGAGGAGCAACCGGUCCUGUACCUCAGUCGGAAGCUGCAGCCAAGAGAGACUAGGUACUCUACAGUUGAAAAGGAAGGACUUGCCAUUAAGUGGGCCCUCGACAGCUUUAGGUACUACUUACUUGGCAGAGAGUUUGACCUCGAGACAGAUCACAGAGCUCUUACAUGGAUAAACACCAUGAAAGACCACCAUAGCCGGCUCACUAGAUGGUACUUGGCGCUUCAGCCAUACAAAUUCAUAGUUCAUCACCGUCCUGGCAGAGAAAACACAGUGGCAGAUCAGAAGCGGGAAGACAGCCUCAUCGCUGCACUUCAAGGUCUGAGAGCUUCUAUGGUCAAAUCAGAGCACCAUCCUGAUGUCGCUGGACCAAGCUCCGCCACAGCCGGCAGCCCAAGAAUGGAACUGCCAACCCCAGCUGCAUCGUCUCGUCACCGGCGUCCAGUAGAGCCCGAGGAGGACGACAGCUGGUCUGACCACUCUCGGGGCAGAACCAGUCAACACCCGCCUGAUUGGAGGCCCUACAUGGAACCAAAGAUCCCUGCAUAUCAAGCAGGUGAGGACAUUGAAAAUUACCUGCUUCGCUUUGAGCGAAUGGCCAAAACCUGGAGAUGGCCAGAGACUGAGUGGGCGUGUCGCCUGGUUCCACUGCUGUCCGGGAAAGCACUGGAGGCCUACACGGCAAUGGACGAGCAGCAAGCCCACUGCUACAAGGACCUGAAAGACGCACUGCUGUUGAAGUUUGACAUCUCGCCAGAGACGUAUCGUCAGCAGUUCCGGUUUGUGAGUGUUCCAGCCGGGGAGAAUCCAACUGAGACGUACCACCGACUGAAGGGCUUCUACCGACGUUGGGUCCGUCCGGAGCAACACACCAAGGAGCAGAUCGGGGAGAUCGUCAUCCUGGAGCAGAUGCUGAGGGUACUUCCACCCGACGUGAGGACGUGGGUGAAGGAGCACGAACCGGAGGACGGCCUCAUUGCUGCACGGCUCGCGCUGCAGUACUUCAACGCCCCACGAGGGACGUCGUUCACCAGACCCUCUGGUGGGGGUCAGCGUCGUUCAAUCCAAGCCAGCCCACCGUGUCCCAUACGGAGAGACUUCAACCAGUCACCUCAAGGUACCAACCCUGCCCCUAGUCAGCGAAUGGCCGAAAUACUGUGCAACAUGCCCUACUUGUCAGAAAACUGCCGUCACCCACAAGUCAGAGCGCUAUUGCACCCCCUACCUGUAAUCUCCACACCUUUUAGGAGAAUUGCCAUGGACAUUGUUGGACCCCUACCUAAGAGCAGCAGUGGUCAUGAAUACAUUCUAGUGGUCUGUGACUAUGCUACACGCUUCCCAGAAGCUUUUCCCCUGCGCACCAUAACCACCCCUGCAGUUAUGAGAGCUUUGAUACAGCUUUUCUCCAGAGUAGGAAUACCAGAUGAAAUUCUAACCGAUCAGGGAACCAACUUUACCUCCAGGUUGAUGAAGCUGUUCCAAAAGCAGUUGGGGAUCACAGCCAUCAAGACAACUCCAUACCACCCACAGACCAAUGGCAUGGUGGAACGGUUCAACCAGACCCUGAAGAGGAUGCUACAAAAAUUCGUGAGUGACACAGGCAAAGACUGGGACCGUUGGCUGCCAUUUCUGCUGUUUGCUUACAGGGAGGUCCCUCAAGCUUCAACAGGGUUCUCUCCGUUCGAGCUUCUUUAUGGCUGGGAGGUUCAAGGUCCACUUGAUCUGCUCAAGAAGAGCUGGGAGGCCAAACCAACCGACACCGCAGAGAGGGGUGUGAUCCAGUUUGUUCUGGAGAUGAGAGACAGGUUGGCACGGUACAGGGAAGAGGCCGAAAAGAACCAGCAAGAAGCCCAGAGGAGCCGAAAGAUGUGGUAUGACCAGCAGGCCCGUCAUCGUGAACUCCAACCAGGUCAGAAGGUUCUGUUGCUUCUCCCUUCUUCUUCCAGUAAACUCCUGGCAAAGUGGCAAGGGCCAUACACCAUUGUCCGCAGGAUGGGGCCGGUCACUUAUGAGGUGUACCAUCCUGAGAAGAAAAGAGACAAACAAACAUACCACGUGAACCUGCUCAAGGAGUGGAAAGAUGGUGCUAAUCCUCUACCAGAGAAGGUCUUGAUGGUCAGGAACGUGAAGGCCGAAGAAGAAAUGGACUCUGACCCAGAACCACUGACACAGCCAACCUCUCCAUCUCUGUCACAUCUGUCACCUGAAAAGACCACACAGUUACUAAACUCAUUUUACAAAGUUCCGUCUCUCUUUUCAGCCCAGCCAGGCAGAACAACACUUGUUGAGCACACCAUACGGCUCAAAAAUGGACAACCCAUCCGGCAACGGCCUUAUCGCGUGCCACAGAGGUUGGUGGGACAGCUGAACGAUGAGGUGAAGAAGAUGCUGGAGCUAGGUGUCAUCGAGCCCUCCAACUCUGAAUGGUGCAGUCCAGUCGUGAUUGUCUCCAAGAAAGACGGCUCGCUGCGGAUAUGCAUCGACUUCCGGAAGCUGAACGCCAUCUCAGAGUUUGACGCAUAUCCAAUGCCAAGGGUGGAUGAUCUGUUGGAGAGGAUCGGAGCUGCCAAGUAUAUCACCACCCUCGACCUAUGCAAGGGCUACUGGCAGGUACCUCUCACCAACACAUGCAGGCAGUACACAGCAUUCAAAACACCUGCUGGACUGUUUCAGUUUACAGUAAUGCCCUUCGGUCUGCAUGGAGCACCAGCCACGUUCCAAAGGCUGAUGGACAAGGUGCUGCAGGGAUGUGACCACUGCAGUGCAGCCUAUCUGGAUGACGUGGUGGUCUUCAGUAACACCUGGGAGGAACACCUUCAACACCUGUCUCUCGUCCUUGGGAGGAUACAAGAUGCUGGUCUGACCUUGAAUGUUGCCAAAUGUGAGUAGGCCCAGAGAGAAAGCUGCUACC